ACAUUGAUAGAGAGAGCUUCUCUUUGCAGCGUGCUAAUAUUUUCCUCGAGAACCUUGUUUGUGAUAAUCGAGGUUAUAACCGGCACAAAUUGUGCUAAAUAAUUGGUUUACAUUUUAACUUAAAAAAUUACAGACAUCCAUCAUGGCUGCGACGAUGCCAAUAAAUCCCAAACCAUUCUUAAAUGGAUUGACCGGCAAACCAGUGAUGGUAAAAUUAAAAUGGGGCCACGAAUACAAAGGUUACCUGGUUUCUGUGGAUGGCUACAUGAAUUUGCAACUUGCAAACACUGAAGAACAUAUCGAUGGCAACUGUACUGGAAACCUUGGAGAAGUUUUAAUCAGAUGUAACAAUGUCAUGUAUAUAAGAGGGGUGGAGGAAUCUGAUGAAGAAGGUGAAAUGAAAGACUAAAUAAAAUAAAUUAAUUAUAAAUUUAACGUA
Messenger RNA from Nylanderia fulva, 439 nucleotides. RefSeq names its product small ribonucleoprotein particle protein SmF (gene SmF). Lineage: Eukaryota; Metazoa; Arthropoda; Insecta; Hymenoptera; Formicidae. Gene Ontology annotation, cellular component: pICln-Sm protein complex; U1 snRNP; catalytic step 2 spliceosome. The record is from RefSeq and is a predicted model, not a curated record. Gene Ontology annotation, molecular function: RNA binding. Gene Ontology annotation, biological process: spliceosomal snRNP assembly; mRNA splicing, via spliceosome.